AUGUUUUCGUUUGUGCAAGUUAUUCUCCUUGUGGCUUUCAUUGCCCGCACGCAAGCGCUCAAAUGUUACUCAGGACUUGGAACGGAAAAAAGUCACCCACCAAGUAUAGAGGUGUGCCCCUGGAUAACGAAACAUUGUUUCGUGAAGACAGGUAUAAUCACACAGUAUAGCUGUGACUAUGGAGGGCGGAUCUGCAAGAAACAAGGCUGCGAAAAAGUGGGCAGUGUCACGACUUGCUGCUGUGCUUCUGAUCUCUGCAAUAAACUAGACAUAUGA
Cylicocyclus nassatus is the source of this 276-nucleotide messenger RNA. The record is from the annotation of a GenBank genome assembly. Lineage: Eukaryota; Metazoa; Nematoda; Chromadorea; Rhabditida; Strongylidae.